GCUGUGUUUCCUCUACGUACAUUGACGUAGCUCCAAACCAGAAGCAGCAGCACAAGGUUGGUCGACACAUUUUUCCGUCUGUCGGAGUGUUUGUGUGUGUCUUUGGAGCACACACCCAGCCUGUGUUUAGUCGAGCAGCUGACAGCAGCAUCAUGGCAUCUGGAGGCCCCAUGAUGAACGGCGACCUCUCUCGCUCUUCCAGUCAGUCGGGCACGCUGGAGGAAACCCUGCAGCAGAUGAACAUCCUCAUCCAGGAGAACAGAGACCUGAAAGAGGCCCUGCGUCAGACCAACCUGACGAUGAAAGAGCGCUUCGAGGGUCUGUCUGCAUGGCGGGAGAAGCAGCGGGAGGAGCGGGACUUCCUGGAGAGCAGGCUGGAGGAGGCUCGGGGCCGCAUGGAGGCGCUAACUCUCCAAAACCAGGAGCUGAGCAGGAGAAUGGGGGAGGAUGGGAAGAAAGAAGGAGCCCCGGGAGGCUUUCUGGGGGUGUCAUUUAAGCAGAGCACAGAGCUGGAGGCCCUACGUGCCCAGGUUGCUCGCCUACAGGCAGAGAAGAACGACCUGGUGGCCAUGAACUCUGAGCUACAGCUGAAGGCGGACCAGGACUCGAACGACGACUCCUUCAUUGAGGUCAUCAGGGUCUCGGACGGAGGCGUGGACGGCAUGAACGAUAUGUGUGGUUCAGAGCACAGCAGGCGUCCAGACGUGAGCAUGACGGCCUCGCGUCUGGACAGCGAGGAGGUGACGGUCAGCCAGCUCCUGCAGUCACUGAGGAACGAGACGCAGCGGGCCGAGCGGCUGCAGGCCGAGCUGCAGUCCUCUGCUGCCAGAAUUAGAGAGCUGGAGGAGAGGAAGACUAAUGUAGAGGAAUCAACACAGACCACCCAAGCAGAGACUACAGAGACCAAAGAAGAUGCUGGGAAAGAGGACAAGGCAGCGUCUGAGGUGGAGAAUCUGAGGACUCAGAUGAUGACACUGUUCAAAGAACUGCAGCAGGCUCAGAGCAAACUAGAUGAAGCAGAAGGCAUGAAGAAGAACCUGCAGGACAGAUGUCGGGAGGUGGAGCAGGAGGUGGUCACUCUGAAGGCCCAGCUGGUGGAGAAACAGGCCGUUCAGACGGAGAACGACCGGCUGAAGCUGCAGCUGGACAGCAUGCAGUCACAGAACCUGAUGGAGCAGAGGAAGGCUGCAGAGGAGAGGAACAACCUGACCCAGCUUAAAGAUGCCUACACCAAGCUGUUUGAAGACUACAACGAACUCAAGGAGGAGAGGAAGAAGAGAGAGUCCCAGCUGGUGCAGAAGGAGCUGGUGGACCAGCUGCAAGAACAGCUGACUGCUGCCGAAACGGCCCUGGCGGCUAAACAGGACAAGAUUGAUCAGAUGAAGCAGGAGAUCUUCCAGAAGGAGAAGGAGCUGGAGACCAUAUCUGUCUUCCAGGCUCAGGCCGAAGUCUACUCCUCAGACUUCUACGCUGAGCGAGCAGCGAGGGAGAAACUCCAUGAAGAGAGGGAGCGUCUGGCCGCUCAGCUGGAGUAUGUAAAGAAGCAGAACACCCAUCUGCAGGAGGAGAUGGACUCACUGGGCCGGCGGUCGCUGAAUGAAAUGCAGAGGAGACAUGUGUCAAUGGGAGGAAGUCCACACGGAGCCGCCGCAAAUCUGGUUGGAAGAGGUACUGACUGGCAGCAUCAGGGCAAUAUUCCCGAACACGCCUGUCCCAAGUGCAAUGAGAUCCUUCCAGACCUGGACUCCCUGCAGAUCCACAUCAUGGACUGCAUCAACUAGACCACCAUCAUCACAAGCAUCCAGGACAACAGCGGCUCCAUUAGCACCUUAAUCUGAGUCUUCCUCUGCUUUUACCUCUUCUCGGAUCCCUGAGACGACACACCAUGUUCCAUGAAAAAUUCGUUCUAGGAUGGGAAUUCUUUUAAAACAGUUGGUCCUCAGUUAGUUUAAUUUAAAAAUAGUGUAUAAAGAUUUGGACUAGAACAGGAAAAAUAUUGUAAGAGACAUCUUGGAGGGUUUGGGCCCAUGUCAUCUGACACAUAGUCUGUUUGUUGCUGUAACGAAGAAGGAAAAAUGAGUCUGGAAUAUCAAACUGCACGAACACUUUGAUAAAUUGUUUGCCGCUGUCUGCCGGUGGUGCACACAUUAGGUUCAGCCUAUACAAGCAUUUGAUAACCAAAUAUUUGGUUGCUGAAGGGUUUCUUUUUUAAUUACUUUUUUAAAGUUCCUUGUCAGAUUUAAAAUUGAAUUCUUUCCAUAUUUUUUGCUUGGAAAGUAUAUUUUUGCUCGAUUGGUUUGUUGGAGUAGGUGGGGAAAAAGGAGCAUGCACCAUGUAGGCACUUUAAUAUGACAAUAUAUAUAUUUUAUUUUGACUCUGCAGAUGAUACCUGGUAAUAGAACGUAAUAUAUUUAACUUGUUAAUCAACCUGUCGCUGUAAGUGGCAGCCUUUGUAAUGUAUGCGGAGGAGGCUCCAACACCCUGUUGAUUCUGUAGUAUAAAGGACUUCUGUUCCAUGUUGUAAUUCUGUGAAUGAAAUUAAAAUCCUCUGCAAAUUUC
This is a messenger RNA of Morone saxatilis (striped sea-bass), 2559 nucleotides long. It is a transcript of the gene optn, whose product is annotated as optineurin. NCBI's taxonomy places the organism in Eukaryota, Metazoa, Chordata, Actinopteri, Moronidae. Gene Ontology annotation, molecular function: K63-linked polyubiquitin modification-dependent protein binding. The record is from RefSeq and is a predicted model, not a curated record. The transcript is spliced from 13 exons. Gene Ontology annotation, cellular component: Golgi apparatus; nucleus; cytoplasm. Gene Ontology annotation, biological process: protein localization to Golgi apparatus; regulation of canonical NF-kappaB signal transduction; Golgi ribbon formation. Bases 153 to 1781 code for a protein of 542 amino acids.